Molecule: messenger RNA, 10964 nt
Organism: Dromiciops gliroides (monito del monte)
Lineage: Eukaryota; Metazoa; Chordata; Mammalia; Microbiotheria; Microbiotheriidae
Gene: SLCO5A1
Product: solute carrier organic anion transporter family member 5A1
Exons: 10
Coding region: 682-3321 (879 amino acids)
Biological process (GO): transmembrane transport; sodium-independent organic anion transport
Cellular component (GO): membrane
Molecular function (GO): protein binding
Source: RefSeq, a predicted model, not a curated record
GUUCACUGAUUUACCAGCACCAGGACUGAAGCAAGAGGCAGCGUCCCUAAACAGCACCCAUCCUCCUCCGCCUCCACCUUUCCCUUCCCCGUCCCGGUGCCCCACUCAGGCAGACAGACACACGAGUUGGAAGUUUUGCCCCUCGGGGGUUUGGGGAGUGGAGGCAGUGAAGACUGAGCUCCCCUUCCACAGCUACACAGGAAAGGAAGGCGGACAAGGGAUGCGGACAAGCCGAGGGAGCCCUGUUCACCCGCAGCCUAGCCACCGGUCGGUCCAGUGCUCCAGCACUGCCCUAGCACUUUGCGCCUCUGCGUAACCGCUCUGGGGGCCCGAGGGGUCUCGCUGGUUGCCUUUUGAGAGUGAGAGAGGGAGGGGAUGCACCCGGGGCAGGCAAGGCGCCCCCUGCGAGCUGCUGACGAGAGGUGGUAUUCAGUCAGGGCUCAUUGGAGGACAGCUGGGGGCAUGCGGCCCGGAGCCUGCGGGGCUCCCUCUGAUCCCGGGAUGCAUUUGGCUUCCUUCUGCUAGUUACUAUGACCUGCCCCGCUGCUCAGGGUCCCCAGUCCCGGUCCCAAGGCGCUCCCGCAUGGGCCCGGCUUUGGCGCCCUGUGCAGGGUGGCUGAAGAGCGUCAGCAGGGUCCUCGUGUUGGGUCAGUCACUAACUUCAUCUGAAUUAGACUUGCCAUGGCUGCGCCCGAUGUCGAGGGCGCAAUGAAGCCUCAGGUGGGAGAGCAGAAGGAGGGAACAGUAGCCCCUGCUGCCCUGGAAGAGGGCAGGCAUGAGACCCGUAGGUCCAAGAGUUUGCCAGUUCUAAACUCCGCUGGCGGACGGGACCCUAGCCCCCGGAGGGCAGAUAAAAGGCAUAGCUCCUUUAGGAGGCCCAAAUCGGGCUUUUACGGUUUCUCAGGGGGCACUGAGGUGAAGCGAUGCGUAGACCCGGUUCAGGUUCAGCUGGGGCUCAGUCGCUCAGCCUCUUCCCGGACUGUGUUUUCCUGCACCCCUUCCAUUUCUUCAGGGAUGGUCGGGACCUUAGACUGCAACCACAUGGUCGCCAUUGGCAAAAGCCUGUCAGUUUCCUCCACCCAAGGCCUGUCGGUCUCUUCCACUCUGGCAACCCUACAUGGUAGAAGAUGCCUCCACGUGGUUUUGACGGAUUCCCGUUGCUUUUUGGUUUGCAUGUGCUUCCUGACCUUUAUCCAGUCGUUGAUGGUCUCAGGGUACCUCAGCAGUGUCAUCACCACCAUCGAGAGGCGCUACAGUUUGAAAAGCUCCGAGUCCGGGCUGCUGGUCAGCUGUUUUGACAUUGGGAGCCUGGUUGUGGUCGUUUUCAUCAGUUACUUUGGAGGCCGGGGCAGGCGACCUCUGUGGCUUGCAGUGGGUGGACUCUUCAUUGCACUGGGGGCUGCCCUGUUUUCUUUACCUCAUUUCAUCUCUCCACCGUACCAGAUUCAAGAACUGAAUUCCUCAGUUUCCAACGAGGGUUUGUGUUUGAAUGGCAACAGCAGUGCCAGGGACCUUUUGGAGUCAUCUGCCUGUUGGAAGGACUCUGGCGGUAAUGAUCACUCGCUCUAUGUAGCUUUAUUCAUUGGUGCACAGGUUCUCAUUGGUAUGGGCUCCACUCCUAUUUAUACCUUGGGACCAACCUACUUAGAUGACAAUGUCAAGAAAGAAAAUGCAUCAUUGUACCUAGCCAUCAUGUAUGUCAUGGGAGCACUUGGUCCUGCAGCAGGAUAUUUAUUAGGUGGAGUUCUUAUUGGUUUUUAUGUUGAUCCCAGAAUGCCCGUUCAUCUUGACCAGAAUGACCCUCGUUUCAUUGGAAACUGGUGGAGUGGAUUUCUCCUUUGCGCCAUUGCAAUGCUUCUUGUCAUAUUCCCAAUGUUUACUUUCCCAAAGAAGCUUCCACCUCGACAUAAGAAAAAGAAAAAGUCCUCUGAUGAUGCUUCCAAUGAGGAAGAUGAGAUUAUGAAGGAGAAAUCAAGCAGCAGAGAGCAAGAAGGAGUUGCCUCUUCUAUGGCAUUUGGAAAGAAUGUAAAAGACCUACCAAGAGCAGCUGUCAGGAUCUUAAGCAACAUGACAUUCCUUUUUGUGAGUUUGUCAUAUACAGCUGAGAGUGCCAUUGUCACCGCUUUUAUCACCUUCAUUCCCAAGUUCAUCGAAUCACAGUUUGGCAUCCCUGCUUCCAGUGCCAGCAUCUACACUGGUGUGAUUAUUGUGCCCAGUGCUGGUGUUGGUAUUGUCUUAGGAGGUUACAUUAUAAAAAAAUUGAAACUUGGUGCCAGGGAAUCUGCAAAACUAGCAAUGAUCUGCAGUGGGGUGUCUUUGCUGUGUUUUUCAACACUCUUCAUUGUUGGCUGUGAAAGUAUCAACCUGGGUGGCAUAAAUAUUCCAUACACAACAGGGCCUUCUCUCACCAUGGCCCACAGGAAUCUGACCGGAAGCUGCAAUGUUAAUUGUGGUUGUAAAAUCCAUGAGUAUGAGCCAGUCUGUGGAUCAGAUGGAAUUACAUACUUUAACCCUUGUCUGGCUGGCUGUGCCAAUAGUGGUAAUCAUAGUAUGGGGGUACGUAAUUACACAGAGUGUGCCUGUGUUCAGAGCCGACAGGUCAUCACUGCACCUACAGUGGGGCAGCGUAGUCAGCUUCGGAUGGUUAUUGUUAAAACCUAUCUCAAUGAGAAUGGCUAUGCCGUGUCUGGGAAGUGCAAUCGGACCUGUAAUACCCUUAUUCCAUUCCUUGUUUUUCUUUUCAUUGUUACCCUCAUAACAGCAUGUGCCCAGCCAUCAGCCAUCAUAGUCACACUCAGGUCUGUGGAAGAUGGGGAGAGACCUUUUGCACUAGGAAUGCAGUUUGUUUUAUUACGAACACUUGCAUACAUUCCUACUCCAAUUUAUUUUGGAGCAGUUAUUGACACCACCUGCAUGCUUUGGCAACAGGACUGUGGUGUGCAAGGCUCUUGUUGGGAAUAUGACGUGACAUCAUUUCGUUUUGUCUAUUUCGGUUUGGCGGCUGGCCUCAAAUUUGUUGGAUUUAUUUUUAUUUUCCUGGCCUGGUACUCUAUAAAAUACAAAGAAAAACAGCUGCAGAGGCAAAGGUGGAGGGCAUCCCCUCUGAACACUGUCAGCGAGACCGUUUGCCACACAGAUCCUUAUGAAAAUUAUUCUCGCACUAUAUCUUGCCCAACUUUCAACAACAGAGGGGAGCUCCAGGAAGAAAUGUGUCUUGGAAGAGGAAUCCAUUAUACAGCACAGACAUACCCCGGACCCUUUCCAGAAGCAAUAACUUCCUCAGCAGACCCUGAGUUGGAAGAAGCCACUGCUGCCAUGUAGCCCCCUUCCCUGAAGGUUAUAAUAGAAGACUUUGGUUUUGUUGGUUGGAUCGAAAAUGGCGCCUUGUGAAACACCCGUGCCUUCUUUUCUUUCUUUUUUAAACUCUAAAGACAUAAUCUAUGAACCAACAAAACUCAAUGCAAACAGCCAUUACUGAUUGCGAGCUGGAUACCUCAACAUGACUUAAGAGUCUUCUUUAUCCCCUUCUCCAGAAAACGGAACUUAAAGAUAGGUUGUAACUUUAGCUAUAUUAAUUUAAUGUUCACGCUCCAAUCUAGUAUAAGUCAAAGGCCGAGAUAUUCUAAAUUGUUAAGCAGAAUUAUGAUAAGAGUAAUAGAGAUGCAUAUCAUUAAUAUAGAUUUCAAACAAAUAAAGGUGAGAUGUAUCAUCAGGUUUGCAUUUACAAAUCAUAGUUUUUAGAUUAUAAAUACUGUGAGUUCUGCUACAAAGCACAAGUGAAUUUGCCUAAACUAUGCAAUUUGGUCAGAAAUUUGUAUGUGCAGCAUGUUCAUUUUGUUUUUUAGAGACUUCGAUCCAGCCCAGUCUGGAAAGGAAGCUUAAAAAAAAUUGUCCUCUUUUUCUUAAAGUACUAUUGAUAACUGUAAGCCAUAGAAGAGUUAGAUAUCAGGGAAAGUUUUCAGAUGCUUCAAAAAACACUAUAGGCAGAGCCCAAUGUAAUAGACACUUGAAUUCAUAGCACGUUUUCUUUUUCAGCCUCCUCCAUUCCAAGGCUGGGAAAAAAGCUGUUGAAUCAUAAAUGUAGGGGCCCCGGAAAUAAACUAAAUCAUUAUCUAUGUUGUUAAAAGGGCGUGGUGAGAAACUCCGACUAUGAGAAAGUUCCUGGCUGACUUCCUUUCUAGGAUAGUUGCUGGACAAAUUCUUUGGCUAAGAUCACAGUCAAGGCAGCUACAUCUGUGUCUUUUAAAAUGAAAGUAGUGAGUCCCUUCUCUUCAUCUUCCCUACCAGCUGCCCCUAACCUACUUGGCAGCCAUUUCAGCACUGUUUUUCUAAAUGCUUGGAUGGAAUCAUAGGUAGGUGUAGUUUCCUUUAAAGAAAAUUGUUUUGGCUUCUCCCUAAAUUAGGGUAUUAAAUCAGGAGAGCUAUACUUGGGAUAAGAAAUCCUUUUGAAACCAGUAGAAAUGAGAUGUGUGAAUUGGUACCAGUCAGUCAGGCAUUUAAUUGAAAUUUAUUAAAAUAAGUGAAUCUAUUUUCCUGAAUCCUAUCUCCCAAGAUCCUCCUACCACCUUGAUUUCUUUCCUCUUUACCAUCUUGAACAUCUUGAGGUGGACCUAAAAGGGAGAGUUUUCUCCUUUUUAUAUCCACUUUUUGUUCUUUAUUAAAGAAUAUUUAUUGAGUCCAUCUGGGCAUAGCUUUGUCAUAGGUACUAAGUAAAGUUUCAUCUUGAUUGAUCUUAAAAUACCUCCUAGUACCCAAUACCUAAAAUAUCUAUUUGUGUUAUAGAAUGAGUAGCAAGCAAAUCUGUAGGGCAUGGUCACUUUGGGGAGCAGUAUUUAGUCUUCAGGGCUUGUAUGAGAGAUGGUCUCACUGCCAGGUAACCAUCUCCUAUAGAUGGAAAUGUGAGCCUGACAGUUUUGCCUCAUGAUUUGGGGGUGAGAUUUACCAGUAUUUAGUCCUAGUUGUAUUGGUAGAGUAAUAUGAAUACCAGACUCGUAUGUUCUUUGAUAGAGUGGUUACACUUUACUUUUUAGUCCCAUUUGUUGUGUUUCUAUAGUGGUUACCUAUAGUUUGUAGAGGAUGGUUAUUGCUUAAAGUGGAAGAGUAUUUUUAAAGAAGAAAGCUAGUCAUUAAACAGGUGAUCACAGAAGGACGAGUUUGUCUAUUGACACUCACAUAGAGCUGAUGAUAAAAUAAACCUGGUUUUGGCUCUGUUAUAGGAUCAUCAGCCUAAGGCUGGUAGAGACCUCAGAAGUCAUCUAGUCCAAUGCCCUUAUUAUAGAGACAAGGGAACUGAAUCCCAGAGGUGUUAAGUGAUUUUUACCAAGUUCACCCAGCCAGUAAGUAUCAGAGGCAGGACUUGAAUCCAUUGCCUUUGACUCAACAGCAAGUGCUUUUUCAGCUGUACCACAAUAUAUGGAAGUUAUAAGUACCUACCUAAUUUUAUUGUCUCUCUGCCAGACAGUUCAUGUAGUGCCAUUCACCCUGUGGGGGAAUGCUUAUUAACCAACAAAACAGGCACUAAUAAAGAAGUUGCUUCUUCCCCACUCCCCUGUCAAGGCUUCUGAUUGGUCAGAAAGCCUCAUAUCCCUCGUAGCUUUUUUUGUUUGUUUUAACAAAGGCUGCUUCUAGUGAGGUCCAAGGGCAUGACCACACUAGGGCACUUGGGAUUAUUCAGGCACUUGAUAUGAGAUAUUUUUGCACCAAGUGUUUAUUUCUAAGGGGAUAAAGGAGAUUUUGAGCAGCACACUAAAGAUUUGAUCAUGCUCAUUGUCAGAUUAUUGCUUGGGACUUUCUUAUAUUUAACCUGCAGAGGGGAGAAGGUCAAGAAGAAGAGUUCAGCAUUCCCUACAUCAUCCCACCUUUCCUUCCUUUAGCCCCAGACCUGAUGCUGUUAAUUCACUGCUUAAUCAACCAUUGACCUCUUGGGAAAGAAUAGGGAAUGGGUUCCUUUUCUAGCAUUUGAUGUACCCCAUAUUGAUUUCUGGGACUUCAUUAAUAAUAUACUUCCCGCAUAUGGAUAGUUAUGGUGGUGAUCGUGGAUAUCCUUUAAACCUCUUCCUAUCUUUAAGAAACCUGGUAUUAGCACUUCCCAGUAGGUCAGAUUACUAAGUGUCCAACUCUUGCAUUUCCAGGCAUAGGCAAGUCAUGGAAUAACGAGGCAUCCAUUAAUGAGAAGCCUCUAUGAACACAUGAGUUUCUGUUCAUUACCUCUUAAGUAGUAUCUCAAGGAGACUGCUUUCAAGGACUAUACCCAUGUGUUUGUCUAUCUGGGAUGUUUAUUUAAGAAGCAGUUGCAUAAGUUUAUAAUCAUAUUUCAUGUAUACUUCCCUUAUGAUUUCAUAUGAUUUUGUGUAGAACAUCCAAGAAAAACCCUACAUAUAGGAAAAUUAUUAUUAAAAAUUUAAUGAUAGGUUUCACUAGAUUUUAAUAACUAACCUAUCUUAAUGGUUAUUUAGGUAAGCAUCCUGAUAGAAUAAGUUUUUAAUGAUAUUCCUCAAAUCUGUUUAUAUUUCAUAUUGAGUAUGCAAACAACCCAUUUUAGGCAUUAAAAUGCAUUCUAAAUAAAGCACCCAACAUUAAUUAAGCGUAUUAAUUAAGUCUUGCUUUGAGAAUUAGCUUUGGAAUGGUGGGAAAAGGUUUAGGCAAUUUUAUGUGGGCCAUUUUUCCCCACAACAUUUUUGUUCCUCUGAGGCGUUAGUAUUUCCAUUAGUUCUUUGGUGGAUAUCAACUUAAAGAAAUUUUUUUUUCCGGUUUUUUAUUUUUUUUAUUUUGGUGAAGCAAUUGGGGUUAAGUGACUUGCCCAGGGUCACACAGCUAGUAAGUGUUAAGUGUCUGAGGCCGGAUUUGAACUCAGGUCCUCCUGACUCCAGGGCCGGUGCUCUAUCCACUGCGCCACCUAGCUGCCCCUUAAAGAAAAUUUUUAAUGAAGCUUUUCUGUAGAUUUGUCAAAAAUACCCACCAAACCACCUGCUCUCAUUGGCUGCUAAUAAUAAUCCUAUGCAUACAUAAUAAAGUCUGGAGGCCACGAGCAUGAUUUCUGUGAGUAAUGAAACCUGAAAAGCAUUCAAGUGCCUCCUUUGACAAAAAGGCAGAUCGAUGAUUGACAGCAUGGGCCAAAUUCUGCUUUUCAGGACCAUCUGGACGAACUAAGGAAUUGGGUAAUUAUUCAGUUAAAUUUAGAGGUGUUUAAUGAUAUUUGUUGUAGAAUAUUACACAUUUCCUUGGGUGGAUACACAAACCAGCUUAGUAAGGGAGGUAGCAAGAUGUGGUAGGAAGAAUGCUAGAUGCUGAGCUCUAUCUCCGGCUUUACUACUGAUUACCUGUGGGUUACCUUGGACAAGUCAUUUAACCCGUUUGGGCCUCAGGGUCCUCUCUGUAAAAUGAAGGGGUUGCACUAGAUGACCUCUAAUGUCCUUUCCAACUUUGAAUAUAUAUGAUCCUAUGCAAUAUGUAUUUUACAUUUUUUACUAUUGAUAUUGGGAUACUUUUGAUUAAACUCUCUGAUGUAAAGCCUUACAUUUGUAAAGAGUGUUUACAUUGUGAAAGGUGUAUUUCCAUCCAUUCUUAUUUGUUCCUUACAAGAAAACUGGGAAAUCAAUGGAAGAGAUACAAUCAGUCUAAUUUUACAGAUGAGGAAAUUGAGGCUUAGCAAUUAGUUACAUGCCCAAGGUCAUAGUGCUACUUAGUAUCAGAAGCAGUACUGGAACUCAGGUCUUCUCCUCCCAUUAUACCAUGUUACCCUUCUAAGAAAGUCAGCAACCAUCAUACCUUUUUAGAGAACUGUGUCCAUAUUUUAAAAAUGCAAUUUAAUUAAUGUAUUUGCUUUUAUUUUAUUAAUACAUUAUGUAUGAAUUAGAUGAUGUAUGUAAAGUGCUUUUCGAAUCUUGAAGAAUCUUGAAAUUCUUGCUAUGAUUAUUAUUAUAAUUAAUUGAGGCAGUGGGGCCAUGUAUCAGAGUAGAGGAAGCCAAUUUAGUAAGAUCUCAGUUCACAUCCCACACUUACCACUUACUGGUUAAUUUACCAUGGACAAGUUAUUUAACUUUUAUGAGCCUCAGGAAGCUCCCUAAGAUUAAUCUGUUAGGUCAUCUAUCACAUUACUAAAUGGAGUUUUUACACCAAUCAUGAGUGUAAUCAGAGAUCCUAGACCUAUUGUUGUAUAAGUAGAGUGUGCUAUGAACUAACAUUUUCAGUCAUUUGAAUGGAAAACAGUCAAAAUCCAAUUUUUUAAGUGUCAGGAAAUGAGCACUCUGACUGACUAUGGGAAUUUGAUUUCUAUUUACUACCAUACAAAGCAUGGGAGCAUCAUAAUAGCAUGAGCCUUCUGUAGUGAUAAUAAUAUAGUUGAACUCUUUAUAACGUGACUACAUAUUAUAGGACCUCAAGCUGGAAGGGACUAAAGGCAUAAUCUGUUCCAACUCCCUCAUUUUACAGCUGAGGAAACCAAGGCUCAGAGCAGUUAUGUGAUCUUCCCCAAGAUCAUAUGGGAUGUAAACAAACAGCAGAGCUUAGAAUCAAGACCAAGUCCUUUGAUUCGAAAUCCAGGAUUCCUUUGACUAUUCAGAUUUGGAUAAGUUAGAGUUCAAAUCAUAGCUGCCAAAAGAUUAAGAACUCCAUACAAAACAAACAUGAUUUGACCUGGUUGUCAUAUCAGUGGGUAUUAACCCUGUCUCUUAAUACCCUAGUUCUCUGUUAGCAAUGAAUACAAAAAAAAUUAACACCAAUUUUAUUUUCCUUUUUCUAUUUCUUAGUUGGCUGUUUAUUUCAGUGGUUCUCAAACUUCAUUGGUCCAAAAAUCACUCUGGUGGGGAAAGACCCCAUGUACCACCUAAUGCACUUGCUUUUGUUAGUCAUCGUGGAAAAAAUUCCCCCAGAACAAAUGGAUAAAAUGACAUUGCUGAAAAGUGAGGUCUAAUAUCAAACUAGGUAUCUAUCGUAAGUAAAUUGUUCAUUCGUACCUCACUUCACCUUAAAGACCAGACUAUUACAGGAGACCAAGGACCACCUAGAGGACCUUCAAGGACCACAAUUUGAGAACCACUUCUCUAGGACCAAAUUUUGUGCUUCUCUGUGCCAAGAUGGGGGCCAGUCUUGGGAGGCAAUCCAGGACCUACACUUCUGCUGGCUACAAAGGGAAUUUUUUAUGUGGUCUAUUCAGCAGAGCACAGAGCAAGACAAAAAAAGAAAAAAAACACCAGAGUCCCUUCAUUUCAGCUUGCGCUCUUCAGUGGAAUCAGGAUAUCUUUGCUCCAUUCCUCCUCCUCAUUUGGCAUCAAAGAAAUGAUCAAUUCUUACUAUGCUGCAAACUAUCCAGAACCCAAGGUACUUCAAGGAUGAGACCUAAUCAUUUCUGGAGUCUCCUUCUGGGGAUGGGGGGAGUUUGGGUGAUUACGUCUUGGUGUGUAUUUUCAACAAUCUAGAUAGUGCACAGACAUACUUGUGACCAUCAAUAACUUGUAUAAUUGCAUCCCAAAUAAUUUAAGCCCCAAACAGAUAGGUUUCCAAAUGCUAUUUAAGUCUAGGUUUGCCUCAGACUUCAUUCUUCAUUAUCCAGACCAGUAGGGAGCCUUACACAUGUUUCCAUUAUGCAUUUCACAAUAAGAGGCUGUGCAGAAUGGCUGCUGGGCUAAGUGAAUAGGCUUUCAGAAUAAAAAUCAACUGUAAUAACGUUUCUCAUUUUCUCUGUCUCAGACAAGGUCACUAGAUGUACCACUGGUUUGUUCUCAAGUUGGAGAAAAAUUUGUAUGCAUCUGAUGAUGUUUCUUUUUUUCUUUUGGUGAGGCAGUUGGGGUUAAGUGACUUGCCCAGGGUCACACAGCUAGUAAGUGUCAAGUGUCUGAGGCGGGAUUUGAACUCAGUUCCUCCUGACUCCAGGGCCGGUGCUCUAUCCACUGCACUACCUAGCUGCCCAUCUGAUGAUGUUUCAAAACAGGACUUGCUUUACUCAGCUCUAGGAAGGAUCAAUAUUCACUCUAGCCUUGCCUACCACGUCCUUCCUCUCUGUUACUUCUGGAACAUAUGAACAGCAAUGGUGCUACUAGUGUCCAAGGAUGCAUGUUCACCACUAGCUAAUUCCAUGGUAUUAUUCCCAGUAUUCCAGUGCUAUGUGACUGCAUGUGCUUUACUUUUUGAAAAGCUAGAGCAUUUCCAGGAAAAGAAGUACUUUUCAUGCUCAUUACUAUGACUUAUGCAACAUCUAACCUAUGGAGAAUUUCUGCUGCGGAAAUGACCAUGUGAUAGAAAAUAUCUUUUCUACAGAAAACUCAGUGCUUUUUAUAUUUACCUUAGCAACACUAACCAGAUAUUAAGAGUAGUUUCAGAAAGAGGUAAAUCGUGACAUGGUUCAGAUGACCUUUUGUUAUUUCUCCUUAAAAAGGUUUAUACCAAUAAGAUGUUUUUAAUGAUGGGGGUGAAGGGUGAUGUCUUUUGUGGUGAACCCAUUAAUGUUACUGGGUAGAAAUGGAAGCAGAAAACAGCUCUGAAAACUAAAAUAACUAUUGGGGCACACACAUUAAGCCAAAAAGUUGUACAAAAGAAAGUCAUUUGGAGUUGGUGUCCAAGAAUGAAACAUUAAAAAAAUUUGUUAAGAUUUUAUGGUGGGCAUUCUUCAUCCAACAAAUACCUCUACCACAAACCCCAAAUGAUAGAUAGGUUAGGAGCAUGAAACAGGAAAACUGGCUUCUAAUUGAUUUUCAAAAAAUGUUCUAUAGUGUCAAAUAAUUUGGCAUUAGGUCCUUAGUGAUUGGAGUGUGCGUGUGUGUGCGUGUCUUUAUAGAAGUAUAUUUGUGAUGAGAGGCUGUUUUGAAUUGUUGCAUACAGAAGGCUCAUUUUGUGGUUUUUUAAAUUACUAUUUAUUUGGAGAGCACUUAGGAUCAUUUAAUAUAUAUAUAUAUAUAUAUCACCUUGUGUUUAAUGAAAGCUACUGUCAAUAUACUUGUAAACAUUUGUUUACAAUUUCUUGAAUACUU